GUCGAUAUACACGAGUUCGAGAGUUCCGAGUGUCUGGUUUUAUUAUCAGUGGUUGUGAUUAUUGUUGUUGUUUUUAUAUUUAUUUAUUUAUUAAGGUUCUUUUUUUUUCAAUAUUUAUUUUACUUUUAAGUGGAGAUUUAUAUUUUGUCUGAAGGUGAUUAAACAGAACCACUGGCGCGAGAGGAGGAAAGAUAACGUGGAGGCUGGUAUCAGCCAUGGGGACGGCGAAGAUGAAACAUCUUUGGCCGUUGGUGGUGUACAUAAUAUUAUCAGCAUGUCCUGCCGACUCUGCAAGAGGAGUUGGACGAGGACCCAAAAGAGAAGUGUUUUUUUUAAAUUUAGAAGACGGUUACUUCGGUUGUCAAGUAAACGCAUCGACGGAUGUACUCCAAUUACUGGAACUCUCGAGAAUAUGCGAUGGAAAAAACGAUUGUUAUCAAGGGGCCGACGAAGCCCGACAAAUACUCAAAUGUUCAGAUGAUUGUACUAAAGAGGACGGUACAAAAUGUCAGAACGGAGUUUGCCUUGACUCAGUUUGCCAUUGCAAUGACGGUUUCGGCGGAUGUAAUUGUCAAGUGCCAGAUGAGAACGAGUGUAAAUACAGGCCCUGUGAUAUUUUUGCUCACUGUACGAAUACUCUUGGUGGUUUCCACUGUUCCUGUUACCCCGGUUACCGGGGCGAUGGCUUUACCUGCGAAGACAUAAACGAAUGCGAAGAUCCAGUUCUCGCGUCCCGAUGCGUCGCGAAUGCCGAGUGCUGCAAUUUACCGGCAAAUUUUCUCUGCAAAUGCAAGCCAGGGUACAGAGGCGAUGGCGAAGUCCACUGCGAGGAUAUUGACGAGUGUCAGCUACCUCACUCAUGUGGUGAAAACUCACUCUGUCAUAAUGUACCUGGUAAUUUUACAUGUACAUGUCCCGAAGGAUUUACAGGAAAUCCAUACGAAAACUGUUACGACAUAAACGAAUGCGAUAAUCCAGGAAGUUGCGGUCACAAUGCGCGCUGUAUUAAUUUAUCUGGCGGUUAUCGAUGCGAGUGUCCCGAUGGAUUCGAAGGCAAUCCGGAGGACCACUGCAGAGACGUUGAUGAGUGUGUAAGAAGUCCAUGUGGACGGUCAGCUCUGUGUACGAACGUUGAUGGAGGUUUCAAGUGUCACUGUCCUGAUGGUAUGGACGGUGAUCCAUUCAGCGGUUGUAACGAUAUCAACGAAUGCGAGUCUAAUGAUAUGUGUGGCAAGGAUGCCACUUGUGUUAAUACUCAAGGCGGAUUUGAGUGUCAAUGUCUUCCGGGUUAUCAGCGUGAUCCAGUUCUAGGCUGCACGGACAUUAACGAAUGCUUGCGCGACAAUGCCUGCGCGCCCAAUGCCAAGUGCAUUAAUAUUUAUGGCUCGUAUAAAUGUGUGUGCCCUCAAGGUUUCACGGGACAUGGACUAAUUUUAUGCGAGAAUGUUAAUGAAUGCGAGAAAAAUCCCUGCGGCGAUAAUUCCGAGUGUGUGGAUACACUUGGGAGCUACAUAUGCCGAUGCAACCAGGAUUAUACUGGCGACCCUUACAAAGGCUGCACUGAUAUUGACGAGUGUAAUGGACCAGAGAAUCCCUGCGGCGCAAAUGCAGUAUGCAGGAAUUCCAUUCCUGGGUUCACUUGCGAGUGUCCACCAGGAUACAGUGGAAACCCAAGUCCUGCGGUAGCUUGUGAUCAGACGGACGUAACGACCCUGUGCAAGUCAAACUUUGACUGCGUCAACAACGCGGAGUGCAUCGAGGGCCAGUGCUUCUGCAAGGACGGAUUCAAGGCCGUUGGAGCCGAGUGCGAGGACCUCGACGAGUGCGCAACGAACCUAUGCGGCCCCUCUUCAGUGUGUAUUAACACCCGAGGAAGUUAUCACUGCUCCUGUGAGACCGGUUUCGUUGGUACUCCGCCGCAAAUACCCUGCAAAGCCCCAUGUGAGACGGUUACUUGCAGCGAGCAUGCCUACUGCAAACCCGACGGACAUGAGGCUUACUGCAUCUGCGAGGAGGGCUGGACGUUCAACCCCAAUGACAUCGCCGCGGGCUGCGUUGAUAUCAACGAAUGUGACCCGGUCAAUGGACCCUCUGGACGAUGUGGCAAAAACUCAAUAUGUACCAACACGCCUGGUGGUUUCAGUUGCCAAUGCAAGCCCGGUUACUCCGGCAAUGCCUUCAAGCAGUGCAUAGAUGUGGACGAGUGCGCAAGGACUGACGCCUGCGGUCAUGGUGCAACUUGUACUAAUACCAAUGGUGGAUAUACAUGCGCUUGUCCCGAGGACACGAUACCUGAUCCUGAUCCUUAUACCAAGUGCGUUGGAGUUGUGACAUGCGAUGCUGACAAUGACUGUCCUGGUAAUGCUAUUUGUGACUUAGCUAAAAGAUGUCUCUGUCCGGAGCCAAAUAUUGGCAAUGACUGCAGACAUCCUUGUGAAGACGUAUCAUGUGGCCCGAACGCCCAUUGCAUGAUAUUAAAUGACAUCGCUACUUGUCUAUGCAGCAAUGGAUUUACUGGUAAACCUGGCGUGAAAGGAGGAUGCGCGGAUAUAGAUGAAUGCGCAGUAAAUCCUUGCCCACCGGGAGCUGUAUGUAACAAUGAAGCGGGUUCAUUCUCCUGUCAGUGUCCAAGUGGUACUACUGGGGAUCCCUACAACGGCGGAUGCAAAGAAACAACAGUACCACAUGUAUGCGGACCAAAUUCCCCGUGUCCUGCCGGUGAGCAAUGUGUAAAAGAUGAAUUUGUUGGUAGUUAUGUUUGCAUUUGUCAGCAACGUUACACCCGAGAUCCAGAAACCGGCAAAUGCCGUGAUAUUAACGAGUGUCUUGAACACCGUGAUAAACCGCCGUGUGGUGUCAAUGCGAUAUGCAAAAAUUUACCCGGAAGUUACGACUGUCAGUGUUUGCCAGGUUUUCACGGCAAUCCAUUUACUCUGUGUGAAGAAUGCAACAGCAUUGAGUGCCAGUGUCAGCCGCCAUAUAAGAUUGUCAAUGAUAAAUGCAUGCUAGCGGGCUGUUCUGAAGGUGAAGCAUGUCCAAAAGGUGCUGAGUGUAUCACGAUUGCCGGUGGUGUGAGUUAUUGCGCGUGUCCUAAGGGAUACAGCACCCAGCCAGAUGGAUCUUGCGAAGAUAUUAACGAGUGUACAGAAGGUCGUCAAGUAUGUGGCUACGGAGCUGAAUGUAUUAAUCGUCCGGGAUCUUAUGAGUGCAUUUGUCCUCACGGUUAUGGCGGUGAUCCUUACAAUGGUUUAUGCUCGCCAGCACAAAAACGAUGCACAAGUGAUAAUGAAUGCAAGCCGAAUGAAAAAUGCGUACAGCCAGGUGAGUGUGUAUGUCCUCCGCCAUUCUACACGGAUGCCUUGGAUGGUAAUCGAUGUAAAAACCCGUGUGAUCGUUUCCCUUGUGGUAUGAACGCUAAGUGCACGCCAACCGACCCACCGAGAUGCAUGUGCGAGACCGGUUACGAAGGAGAUCCUCAACACGGUUGCGUUGACGUUAACGAAUGUAUCAACAAUCCUUGCGGUCAUGGAGCUUACUGUUUGAAUAAUCGCGGCGGACAUAUUUGCGAGUGUCCAAGAGGCACUGUGGGAGAUCCAUACGGCGCUGGUUGCACUGGUGCCAUUCAGCCGCGGCAAGAGUGCUCGGGCAACAAUGACUGCGAGAAUUAUUUAGCUUGUGUACAAGGUAGCUGCGUUAAUCCUUGUGAUAACGUACCGUGUGGUCCGAAUGCCUAUUGUGAGCCGGACAAACAUGUGCCCUGGUGUAGAUGCGUCGUUGGAUUCACCGAGGGCAAGAAUAAUGAAUGCGUUUCACAGUGCGAUGGCUUUGUUUGCGGAGCCGGAGCCCAGUGCAUUGUUUCUUACGACGGACCGACUUGUAAAUGUAUUGAAGGCUUUAUGGGCAAUCCUUUCCCGGGUGGUCAGUGUGUUCCCGACGUCUGUUCACCGGAGGUAACAUGUGCGGAGCCCAGUGUCUGCAUCGGUGGAAGAUGCAAGCGCAGAUGUGAAGGAGUCGUCUGUGGAAUUGGAGCAAGUUGCGAUCCGCAAACAAAUAAAUGUGUUUGCAACCCGUACUUUGUUGGUAAUCCAGACUUAUUAUGCAUGCCGCCGAUUGAGCCGCCACGUUGCGAACCAACUUGCGGGGACAACGCUCACUGUGAGUAUGAUGUAGCGGGUUUCAAGUGCGUUUGUAAUCCGGGAACGAGUGGCAAUCCGUACCAAGGAUGUGGCGCUCAGAAAAAAUCAGAGUGUACCAAUUCAAUGUGCGGCAGAGAUGCUCACUGUCAUGCUGGACCCAAUGCUAUCGAGUGUAUCUGCCCACCGGGUUUUGCUGGUAAUCCUUAUAUUCAGUGUCACGAUAUCAACGAAUGCAGUGGAAAUGCCUGCGGAACAAAUGCCGUGUGUCUUAAUACGCUUGGAAGUUAUGAUUGCAGAUGCAAGGAAGGCUUCUUUGGUAACCCAUUCGUCGGUUGUCUGGCAAUUGAGUCAGGCCCGUGCACAGAUCCAGCGACGUGUCACUGCAGCGAUGAAGUUCCGUGUCCCUACAGCCAUAGAUGCGUGGAAAGAAGUUGCGUUAGCAAGUGUAGUGACGUACAAUGUGGUCCCAAAGCAGUUUGUCAAGACGGCACAUGUACUUGUCCAUCAGGAUACACAGGAAAUCCAAAUGAUUUGGCUAAAGGAUGUCAUCUGAAGGCCCACUGCUCGAAUGAUCUUGAAUGCGAGUCUCAGCAGAUUUGUUUCCAAGUGGGUAAAGGCGUAAGGAAGUGUGUUGAUGCCUGUAGCAAACUACAGUGUGGUCCCAAUGCUCUCUGCGUUACGCAGAAUCAUGUGUCAUCUUGUAUAUGCAUCGAUGGUUACUUUGGAAAUCCCAGUAAUCUAGUGGAUGGUUGCCAACCUGACCGAUCAAUCGCACCGCCAGUCUGCUCACAUGAUUCCGACUGCGCUGCUGGUUACUUCUGCAUUUUAUUAGACAAUGGCAUCUACGACUGUAUUAAUCCAUGCAGCAAAAUAGUUUGCGGCGCCUAUCAGCGCUGCGAGCCCGACGGAAGUGGCCACGCGACUUGUAAAUGUCAAGAUGGAUACGAAUGGAAUCCCGUGAGUUCGAACUGCGAGAAACCAUCAGUACCCGACUGUAUAACUGACAGCGACUGUCAUACGACCGCAGCCUGUCGCCCGGAUGCUUUGGGUGUUUUGAAAUGUAUUCCGUCAUGCAAAUCAUUUACGUGUCCACAGAAUUCUCAGUGCAUCGCUAAUAAUCAUCAGGCAGCUUGCGAAUGUCUUCUUGGAUUCACGGGCAAUCCGAACGAUCGUCAAGGAUGCCAGAGUGCUAGACAAAAUAGAUGUACAACAGACUCCGAGUGCUCUGAAGAUCAAACAUGCAGAUCUUCUAAUGACGGUACUCUACUUUGUCUACCAGUCUGUGAUUUUGUAACUUGUGGGCCUGGGGCACUUUGCGUAGUCAAUAAUCACGUGGCAAACUGCGAAUGUCCACCAGGACUGUACGCUGGUGAUCCAAACGACUCAGCAAACGGGUGCAAACCAGUUCCCUGUGUCUACAACAUUGACUGCCCGCCCACGCAGCUCUGCGACCGUCUAAGUCAUACUUGUCACGAUGUAUGUGAAGAAAAUGCCUGCGGUACAAACGCUGUGUGUAUUGCCAAUGAUCACCGUGCAGUCUGUCAAUGUCCUCCGGGCUUUAAAGCGAACCCAGUAGCUGACGUCGAGUGUGUAGGCGUCGAAGCGUGUAAUCCAAACCCCUGUCAUCCUACGGCAAUUUGCGUGGUCGGUGCUGCCGACUCUCCUGUUUGUCAGUGCCAACCUGGUCACGUGGGUGAUCCUUACACUACAGGAUGUCAACCUGAAGGUUCUUGUGUAUCAAAUAAAGACUGUCCAGCUCAAUCAGUCUGCCAGAAUCAUCGCUGUAUCAACCCAUGCGAAAACGCCUGCGGCAAAAAUGCAAUAUGCGAGAUAAUUAAUGGCGAGCCAAUUUGCCGAUGUGUUAAUCGAUUCGUUCCAUCAGUCGAGGGUCCACAGCAUGGCUGCGUACGUGCUACGAAUUACUGCGUGACUUCAACAGACUGUGAUGAUGGUAAUUGUUUGGAUGGACAGUGUCGGGCUGUUUGCAGAUCUACUGAUGAUUGUGCUAGUGGAGAAAAAUGUAUCAACAACUUUUGCUCGAUUCCUUGCGUCACACCGAGCCAGUGUCAAUCUGACCAGACUUGUUAUAAUGGAGUAUGUAUACUAGGAUGCCGUAGCAGCAAGAGCUGCCCGUUAGAUCAAUCAUGCAUAAAUAAUAGAUGUCAAAACCCAUGCAGGCUCAAAGAAAACGUCUGCGGCGCUAAUGCGAUAUGCAGUUGCAUCGAUCACGCGAUUUCUUGCUCUUGUCCCGCAGGUUUCUCGGGUAACCCAACGCCUCAGCAAGGCUGUGUACGUGUUCCCAAUGUUUGCCACUCGAACCAAGACUGUCCAGCUCAACACUACUGCGACAAAGGCUUCUGUCAGUGUUCUUGCGCUACGAAAAACGAUUGCGCUCACGGCGAAAGAUGUAAGAACGGCUACUGUGUUAAAGUUUGCUAUGGAAAUGGAAACUGCUUGCCUGGUGAGCUGUGUAUUGAUGGAAGCUGCGAAAUCGGCUGUACAUCAGACACUGGGUGUCGUAAAGAUGAAAUUUGUAUCAAUGGUAAAUGUAAGUGCAGUCAUGGUUUCAUCGCCGGUCCAGAUACUUGUCUAGAUAUAAAUGAGUGUGAAGAACAUCCUUGUCAUCCAAGUGCUGAGUGUAUUAAUCUCCAUGGUACAUAUAAAUGUCUGUGUCCUCAAGGAACAGCCGGUGAUCCAGUGGGCACCGGUUGCUUAACUCCUCAUCAGUGCGAAAGUCAUCAUGACUGUCCGGAUUCGCAGUCCUGCAUACACUACAGCUGUGCUGAUCCCUGUAGUCUUGUUGACUGCGGUCCCAACACAAUUUGUUCAGUGAUAGAUCACGUUGCUGGAUGCCAGUGCCAGUCUGGUUACAUCGGGGAUGCUUCUGGAUGCUUUAAAGUCGAGUGUCUAACUGACAACGAGUGUCCGAAAGACAAGUACUGUAAUUCAGAGAGCAACAAAUGCGCUAGUCCAUGCAAUCGAAUAAAUUGCGGUUACGGUAAUUGUAUUGCCGUCAAACAUAAUGCAGUUUGUCAAUGUCAUAUAGGGUACGGAUUAAUUGGAGACACUUGCGUGGACAUUGAUGAGUGUCUUGAUCAUCCUUGCCACUCGACUGCUGUUUGUCAGAACACUGACGGAUCUUUCUAUUGUUCAUGUCCACACGGAUUGGUUGGAGAUCCAAUUGGAUUGGGUUGCAAAUUACCUGGAGACUGUUUCGCAGACAAUGAUUGUCCUGUAUCAGCAUCUUGCAUUGACAAUACAUGCAGAAAUCCUUGCGAUAUUCCAAACACUUGUGGACACAAUGCUGAAUGUCUUGUACGGAAUCACGUUCCUGAAUGCCGCUGCCCGAGUCAAAGCUCAGGAAAUCCUAAAACAGAGUGCAUUAAGUUCGAGUGUAAUUACCACAGCGACUGUGGACAUUCUCUUGCUUGCUUUGACAACAAAUGUGUGGACCCAUGCUCGGUACCCAAUGUCUGCGGUCACGGUGCAGACUGUUCGUCGCUCAAUCACUCAGCAGUAUGUACAUGUCAACCUGGAGGCACUGGAGAUCCAAAUCUGGGAUGCACACCCGUUCAAUACUGUAAGACUGACAGUCAGUGUCCAACUGGAGCUUCUUGCAACGGAGGUAUCUGUACUGCUUUGUGUACUUCAAUAAGAGACUGCAUUGCCGACCAAUUGUGUAUCGAUGGACUCUGCCGUCCAACUUGUAAAUUAAAUACAACUUGUCCUGAGUAUCAAUACUGCCAAAAUAAUAUUUGUGUUCAAGAGUUACGCUGCACUACAGACAACGACUGUGGGUAUGAUGAAAAGUGCGUUAGAAAUAAUUUAGGCCAAGCGGAGUGUCGUCAAGCUUGCGAGUUAAUUCUCUGCGGCAGAAAUGCUGGAUGUAAGUCUGAUAAUCACAAGGCCACUUGUGCUUGUGAUCAAGGAUUCUUCGGCGACGCUUAUGAUGACAAGAUGGGCUGCCAACCGAUUGAGUGCGAGAGCCACGAUGACUGUUCGGAUGAGAAGAUCUGCGAUUUACAUAAAUGUAGGAUAGCUUGUCUUGCUCAUAAUCCAUGUGGGUCCAACGCCAUCUGCUCGACGAAUCAUCACGUCCAAGUCUGCACAUGUCAACCAGGUUACACUGGAGAGCCUACGCGUGGCUGUGAGCUGAUAGACUUUUGUCUCAAUUCGCCUUGCGCACCAGGAGCCGUCUGUACCAACUCACGAGGCUCUUAUCGCUGUCACUGCCAACCGGGAACAGUUGGAGACGCUUAUAACAGCGGUUGUCAGACACCAGUUGAGUGUCUCAAAGACGUAGACUGUCCCGUCACUGCCAAAUGUAUUGAAAUAAACGGCGUGCCCAAGUGCGCGGACGUGUGUUCAAGAAUACGCUGCGGUCCUAACGCUGAAUGUACUCCAGGUGAGCACGUAGCAUCCUGUAACUGCAGAGUUGGCUACGAUGGAGACGCUAAUGAUCUCAGAGUAGGCUGCCGUCCUUUGCCGACAGCCUGCGCAACUUCUUCCGAGUGUCCUGCCAAUACUUAUUGCUACGAGAAUAUUUGCAGACCUUCGUGUCAAUCCGACGAGGAGUGCAAUCUAUCAGACCGUUGUCUCAAUGGUCAGUGUCUUGAUCCUUGCGAAAUUCGUACGGCUUGCGGUAUAAAUGCCGAUUGUUUUGUCAACAAUCAUAUCAAACGUUGCAGCUGCCCUCCAGGAUUCACUGGAAACUCAGAGGUCGAGUGCGUAAGACUUCCGGUUUCUUGUAAUGGACAUGAAGAUUGCAGCCAUGGUAACACUUGUAGAGACAAUGUUUGUUUGCCAGUUUGUACUUCUGAUAAUCAGUGUGCGUACAAUGAGAAAUGUGUCCGCGGAAACUGUCUUCUGACUUGUAGACUAGACAAUGACUGCUUUUUGGGACACAUUUGUUUGAAUAAUAUGUGCUCGUACGGAUGCAGAGGCGAUGAAGACUGCAAUGCCAAUGAAGCCUGUGCUUCAAACAAGUGUGUCAAUCCCUGUGAUCUGACACCUUGUGGCCCCAAUGCUAAAUGCACUGUGACAAACCAGCGAGCUUCUUGCUCGUGUCCUGAUGGCUUUAUGGCGAAUCCUUCUGCAAGAAUAGCUUGUUUACGAGCACCAGGACCUCUGUGCCAAGCAAACAGAGACUGUUUGACAGGUAUGGCAUGUGUAGCUGGUACCUGCACCGCAGUUUGCUCCUCCAAUGCCAACUGUUUAAGUAAUGAACGUUGUGAUUCAUCAGGAAUCUGUCGAGCGCUUUGUCGCCAAGACGAAGAUUGUCGCAGUGGUGAAAUUUGCGAAGGUCUUGUCUGUCUUGCUGGCUGCCGAGCUGAUAUUGAGUGCGCGGAAAAUCUUUCUUGUAUCAACAAUCAGUGCAUAGAUCCAUGCAGUCUUCCAGAUUGCUGUGGAACAAAUGCGCAGUGCGCAAUGUUCAAUCAUCAGAAACAAUGCAGCUGUCCUGCUCCAUUGAUCGGCGAUCCUUUGACUGGAUGUCGCAGGAACUUCAUUCCUUGUACUGGUGACUCGUGUCCACCUGGUCACGUUUGUAAUGGAGGAUCUUGCUACGCGGCAUGCAGAAGUGACUCAAAUUGUUUGAAUGACGAGCGCUGCGAAGCGGGAAUCUGCAAAGCAAUUUGUAACACCGACGAUCACUGUUCUCCAGGACAAAUCUGCGAGAAUCGUAUCUGCGAAAUAGGAUGUCGUAGUGACCAUGCCUGUCCUAGUGAGGAGUCAUGUAUCAACAGCAGAUGCCGAAGUCCCUGCGAGGGUGGAAAAGCUUGCGGUGAGUGCGCCGGUUGUCGAGUAGUAAAUCACGCUGCUCAGUGCAGCUGUCCUCCAAACUACUACGGAAACGCCUUAAUAAGUUGUACCAAGUCUCCAGCUCCUUGUGAUGGAGUCUGUGAGUGCGAUGAGAUCGGGUACUGCGUCAGAAGCUGCUCAACUAAUGAAAAUUGCGCAUGUGGUGAAAUCUGUGAUCGUGGCAAGUGUCGCAUCAAGUGCGACGCCAACAAUUCCUGCAAGAAAGGGUACAUCUGCGAUUCUGGACUCUGUGUAACUGGAUGUCGUACUCAUGGAGACUGUCCUACGUCUUUGUCUUGCAACAAUGGACAAUGUGAAGACCCGUGUCUCUACAAUGGCUCUCCAUGUGGUAUCAACGCUCUUUGCAAGGUCUCAGGUCACCGCGCAGUUUGUCUCUGCCCAGAAGGUUAUCAAGGUGAGCCUAGUCAAGAAUGUUACCAACUGGAAUGUCUUCGGCACGAAGAUUGCGAGCCUACUAAAAGAUGCAGCGACGACGGAGUCUGUACCAAUCCUUGUCUGCAACACAGUGUCUGUGGCUUCAAUGCCCAGUGCCGCGUUGUUGAUCGCACGGCCCAGUGCUCAUGUCCACCAGGACACUACGGCAACCCGAAGAUAAAUUGCAAACCCGGAAGCGACGAAUGCCAGCGAAGACCUUGUGGUAUCAACGCUAAAUGCCGCGAAACAGAUGGCGGGUUCGAGUGUAGCUGCGCAGCAGGUUGCUACGGCGAUCCUCAUCAGGUCUGUAUCUGCGACGGUGGUGAUCUUUGCAGAGACACCAGCUGCGGAGUCAACGCUGCCUGUCGGGUUUAUAAAAAUCAGCCGCAGUGUUAUUGUCCUCCAGAGUAUCCCGCUGGUGAUCCCAUGCAUGCAUGCAGCGUCGAUCGUAGCUCCUUGGACUGCAGAACAAUCGGUUGUGGUAAGGGCGCUGAAUGUAUUCGCGACGGUACCAUUUUUGUCUGUAGAUGUCCUCCAGGUACCACUGGAUCUCCAGAUGUUGAAUGUAAAACAGAACGAGAGUGUACGAGUGACUCGGAGUGUCCAAACGAGAAGUCAUGUAUAAAUCUUCAAUGCCUGGAUCCAUGUGCACUACGCGGUGCUUGUGGGAAGAACGCGUUGUGCCGAGUGGUGUUGCACAAGCCGCGAUGUACAUGUCCGCAGUGUUAUGUUGGGAUGCCCCAGACGUCAUGUAAACCAGAUCCAAAAUGUACUUCACAAUAUCCGCGCCCAGAACCACCGCGUAUCGAGUGCACGACAGACCUGGAGUGCCCAGAAACUCUGGCAUGCAGCGGAACAACUGGAGAGUGUCGGGAUCCAUGUAUGGCAACCAUCACGUCAACGAGCAUCAGCAGCACGUCGUCGAUCCUCACCGGCAGCAGCCACGGCUGCGAACCAAACAAACGUUGCCAAGUGCGCGACCACCAGCCCAUGUGCGUUUGCAAGCACGGGUUCGUUGUCAAUGACAUCGGGGAGCUGACUUGUGCCCCAGACACAGCAUCUUGUGCGCGUGACGUCGACUGCCCAUCAAACGCCGCUUGCAUUCAUGGCAAAUGUCAGAACCCGUGUACCUCACGUGCGAAACCAAACGCACCUUGUCCAGCAGACAAACUCUGCGACGUACUAGACCAUCGUCCCAUAUGCAUUUGCACCCAGAACUGCAAUCCUUCCCUGUCCAUUUGCCUACGAGACAGUGGCUGCUCACCAGACCUCGCCUGCCGGAACUAUAGAUGUGUGGACCCAUGCAGCAACUCGACAUGCCCGGCAGAUGCCCCCUGUUACGUCGAGGAUCACAAGCCCGUCUGCAAGUUCUGUCCCCUUGGUUUUGUGCCUGAUACUAAAUACGGAUGCAUGAAAGAUGUCAAGUGUACGCAGCACGACGACUGUCCUUCGCAACUCGCCUGCAUAAAUAGUCAGUGUUUGAAUCCUUGUACUCUGGGAAAUCCCUGCGAUUACGUCGAGGAAUGUCAUGUCCAGGACCAUCGGCCAGUUUGCGUCAAAGUUGAUGAUAAAUCACCCGGAUGCCCGUACUGCCCACCAGGACAUCAAUGCGACCCGUCGACGAACUCUUGUAUAAAAGCUGGUUGCACUAGUGACAGAGAUUGCACGCUGACGGAAACCUGCGUCGGACACAUUUGCCAAGAGCCCUGUCUCAUCAGGAAUCCUUGUGCUGCUCAUGCUGUCUGCAUAAAUACCAACCAUGGCGCUGAUUGCAGCUGCGAGGAAGGAUAUCAUGGCAAUGGGUUCAGUCUUUGUAAGCCUGUAUCGAGCACUGGAGACGUGUGCCAGUACAAUGAAGACUGUCCACCGAAUAAAUUAUGCGACCGACUGAAUCGCAGAUGCAUAAAUCCGUGCUUUGAAGACAGUUGCGGUAGCAACGCGGAAUGUUAUGCUGAAGAUCAUACUGCAAGAUGCAGAUGCUUGCCAGGAUAUCAAGGAAACCCGCAGGUAGCAUGCGAAGAAUCCGGAUUCGGGACAUCGAAUCCUUGUGUUCCAAACCCAUGCGGCUUGGAAGCGAUGUGCGAAGUGGACAAUGGAGAUCCAAUUUGCUUCUGUCCUAAAGGAAUGACCGGAAAUCCAUUCGAGCACUGCGUGCCUGAAGGUGACAAGUGUCAAGGAAACCCAUGCGGUCCCAACUCAGGCUGUCGGGUCAUUCAAGGCCAGAUCACGUGCUUCUGCGUUCCAGGUUACGAAGGAAAUCCUCCAGCGAGUCCAUGCUUGCUGCCGGAUAAUUCUUGCGAGCCAUCACCAUGUGGUCCUAAUACUAGGUGCACUAUUUUGGAAAGCGGAAUUGCUAAAUGCACGUGUCUUCCAGGUUUUAUUGACAGUCCAAAUACUAUCAGAGGCUGCGUCGAGCAGACACAUCCCUGUGAACCUAAUCCUUGUGGCCACGGCGCUGUCUGCGAUACUAAUCGCUCGCCACCGUGCUACUGUCCAGAAAAUACUGUUGGUAAUCCAUACAAAGAGUGUGCUGUCAGUACUGUGGAGCCAUUGUGUCAACCUGGACCUUGUGGAGCCAAUUCAGACUGCUAUGUAUCAGAGAAUCGCGAGCAGUGUUACUGUAAGCAAGGAUUCACUGGUAAUCCUUAUGUAGGAUGCUAUGAGCCACCGAACAGUGUCUGCCAACCGAACCCAUGCGGUCGUAAUGCUAUUUGCCGGGUGACCAGUUCCAAUAAAGCAAUCUGCGAGUGUUCACCAGGUACUUCUGGAGAUCCAACGAGUCCAGCUGGCUGCGAUAGCUUCGAGUGUACUAAAGACGAUGACUGUUUGUUAACUCACGCUUGCAUCGGUCACAAGUGUCAGAACCCUUGCAAUGGAGCUUGCGGAGUCAAUGCUAAUUGUCGCGUGGACUUACAUCACCCAGUUUGUUACUGCAGAGAAGGACUCUACGGCAAUCCAAUACUCAGAUGCUCAGCUCCAAUGGUACCGGAGCCAGUGAAGAAUCCCUGCUAUCCAAAUCCAUGUGGUCAGAACACUUUGUGUCAAGUAUUACAGAACCGCGCAGUCUGUUCAUGUCUUCCUGACUUUUUGGGUGAUCCUCAGACCGGUUGUCAUCCAGAGUGUAUGACAAACUCUGAUUGUUCUAAUGACAAAGCUUGUCUGAACAUGAAGUGCGUGAACCCAUGCAGUCUUGGUAAUAUUUGUGGUAUCAAUGCCGAGUGCAGAGUUUCGUAUCAUACCGCGACUUGUCUCUGUCAACAAAAUUACUUUGGUAAUCCAUUUAUACGCUGCUCACCUAAGCCUAGUAUUGUUAUGGACAAAUAUCCCAAUAUUACGCACCCAUGCUCGCCGUCUCCGUGCGGACAAUUCGAUUACUGCGAGACUUACACUGACCAGGUUGCCAUGUGCGGAGGCUGCGAUGUCCAGGACAAUUCUUGGUGUCGCCCAGAGUGUCUUUGCAACAGCGACUGUCCAUUCGAUCACGCGUGUAUUGGUUGGAAGUGCGCGGAUCCUUGUCUGGGAACGUGUGGAGUCAAUGCCAACUGUGAAGUCAUCUGGCAUCAGCCAGUCUGUAGUUGCCCUAUCGGACUCUUCGGCAAUCCUUAUCAAGGAUGUAUUCCUGAAGACGUCGAACACCGAGACCCCUGCAGCACUACUCAGUGCGGAGCUAAUGCAAUUUGCCGCGAAAAUCACGGAGCCACGACUUGCGAGUGUAUGGAAGGCUACUCAGGCAACCCAUUCUUUGCUUGUCAUGUCGAGUGUGUACAAAAUUCCGACUGUUCGUUGAUAAAAGCUUGCUCUAAUCACAAGUGCGUUGACCCAUGUCACAGCGCAUGUGGAACUGGAGCUUCCUGCGAUGUAAUAAAUCAUUACCCAGUUUGUUACUGUGACGCUCACUUGUCUGGAGACCCAUUCGUCCAUUGCUACCCACACAAAGAAACAGGAAUCGUAUCGAUACCUCAGUCAAAUCCAUGCGACCCAUCACCUUGCGGACCAAACAGCAGAUGUCUUAUAUCACCACUAGGUUACGCGAUUUGCUCAUGUCUACCAGACUUCCGCGGAAGUCCACCUCUCUGUAACCCAGAAUGUAUCGUCAGCUCAGACUGUCUGCAAAUCCAAGCUUGCAUAAACAACAAAUGUGUGAAUCCUUGUCACGGAAUUUGCGGCCACGGCGCUUUGUGUUCAGUCAUAAAUCACAACCCAGUCUGCAGCUGUCCAGCAACUUAUCAAGGAGAUCCAUUCGUUGCUUGUCUUCCAAUAGAAGAAAAAGACCUGGAGCCAAUAUCCUCAUGUCAUCCAUCUCCAUGCGGACCUAACUCAGUCUGCCAAGUGAAGAUGGGUCGCCCAGUGUGCUCAUGUCAGAGUACUUUCAUCGGUAGCCCACCAAACUGUAGACCAGAGUGUCUUAUCAGCCAGGAAUGUCCAAUCGACCAGGCCUGCGUUGCCAACAAGUGCAUUCAUCCUUGUCCUCACAGCUGCGGACCCAAUUCCGAGUGCGCUAUCAUUAAUCACACGCCUUACUGCUCAUGUAAACCCGGCUACGAAGGUGAUGCUUUCGUUGGUUGUACUCCAGUUCCUGUUCAACCUGCAGUGCCUGAAGAUCCAUGCAAUCCAUCACCUUGCGGCAACAAUGCGAUCUGCAACGUAGUCAAUGGAAUCUCAAGAUGCACUUGCAUACCACCGUACGUUGGUAAUCCUUAUGUCGGUGGUUGUAAACCAGAGUGUAUGAUAAACUCGGACUGUGCUAAUCAUCUAGCUUGUUUGAACCAACACUGCAGAGACCCGUGUCCAGGAAUCUGUGGCUUCAAUGCUCAAUGCGAAGUAUCCAAUCAUAUCCCCACAUGUUCAUGUCUUCCAGGAUACUCGGGAGAUCCAUUCCAGACCUGUAAAAUUGAAAAAGUAAACGUUCCACCACAGAAUCCAUGCACACCAUCACCGUGCGGCCCGUACAGUAUCUGCAGAGUGGCCAACGAUCGUGCGGUCUGCUCCUGUAGUCCAGGAUACAGAGGAACUCCACCAUCAUGUAGACCAGAGUGUCUCGUGAGCUCAGAAUGUGCACCACAUCUUGCUUGCAUUGAUCAAAAAUGCAGCGAUCCUUGUCAAGGAGUUUGUGGGUACAAUGCGCUCUGUCAAGUCAGUAACCACAAUCCAAUAUGCAGUUGUCCAGAAAGACAUACAGGAGAUCCAUUUGUACAGUGCACUGAAAUUCCUAAACAAGUUGAGCCGACCAAUCCAUGCGUGCCUUCACCAUGUGGACCAAAUGCCCAGUGCCGGGUCCAGAAUAAUCGUCCAGUUUGUUCGUGUCUCACAGGAAUGUUUGGUGCUCCACCAAACUGCAGACCCGAGUGUCUGAUUAAUCAAGACUGUCCUAACUACCUCGCGUGUCUGCAAAACAGCUGCGUGAACCCAUGUGUCGGUUCAUGCGGCAUCAAUGCCAACUGUAUUGUCAGAAACCAUCGGCCAAUUUGUCAGUGUCAAGAAGGAUUUGAAGGCGACCCGUUCUCGGCAUGUAAUCCACGAGAAAUGACACCAGUAGCGCCUCCAAGUGAACCUUGCAAUCCAUCUCCCUGCGGUUCUAAUGCAAUUUGCAAUGAAAGAAACGGCGCUGGCUCAUGCACAUGCUUGCCAGAUUACACUGGAGAUCCGUAUGAAGGCUGCAGACCUGAGUGUGUUCAAAAUUCAGACUGUCCUCACUCGAAGGCCUGCAUGAACAAUAAAUGCAAAGACCCGUGUGUCGGUGCAUGUGGACUUAACGCUCAGUGUCAAGUAUUUAAUCAUCAACCUUCAUGUAGCUGCCUGUCAGGUUACACUGGCAAUGCAUUGACAUCUUGCUACGUACCACAACCAGUACCACCAAGUCCUGAAGACGCUUGCGAACCAUCACCUUGCGGACCUUACAGCAACUGCCGGGUGAUCGACUUCCAUGCAGUCUGCUCAUGUCAACCAGGAACCAUCGGAAGUCCACCGACUUGCAGACCUGAGUGUGUGAUCAGCACUGACUGCGCUCAGAAUAAGGCUUGCAUCAAUCAACGCUGCGAAGAUCCGUGCGUUGGAACUUGUGGAGUAAAUGCUCGCUGCCAGGUCAUCAAUCACAAUCCAGUUUGCAUUUGUAUGAACGGCUACACUGGUGAUCCAUUCUCGGGAUGUCUUCAAGAAGAACCAAAGACACCUAGACCAGAACCGGGUGGUAAUCCAUGUGUACCUUCACCUUGUGGACCAAACUCACAGUGUCGGGUGAUAGAUGGAUUCCCAGCUUGCUCUUGUCUUCCUAACUACGUUGGCAGAGCUCCCAACUGUAGACCCGAGUGUGUUAUCAAUGAAGAGUGUCCUGGUAAUUUGGCUUGUCAGAGAGAACGAUGCGCUGAUCCUUGUCCUGGGUCUUGUGGAGUCAACACAUUCUGUAAUGUGGUCAAACAUAAUCCAGUAUGUAAUUGUAAUCCAGGAUUCACUGGUAAUCCAUUUGUUGAAUGUUCGCCUCAACUGCAGGAGCCUUAUACUACAGAGAAGCCAAGGACACCUUGUGAUCCUUCUCCAUGUGGCGCUAAUGCUGUUUGCAAUGAAAGGAAUGGAGCUGGAUCUUGCACUUGCAUGCCUGAGUACUUUGGAGAUCCAUAUACUGGUUGCAGACCUGAGUGUGUGACAAAUAACGACUGCGGAAGAACGAAGGCUUGCUUGAGAAACAAAUGUAUCAAUCCUUGUGCUGGAACUUGUGGUCCCAAUGCCUCCUGUCGAGUAGUCAAUCACGCGCCGUCAUGUACUUGCGUGGCUGGAUACUCUGGAGAUCCUACGACAGGUUGCUCAGUGCUGGAAAUUGUUACAAAGUCUCCAGUUACUGAUCCAUGUGAGGCUUCACCUUGUGGACCCAACAGCAACUGCAGGACAUUGAAUGGCCAUGCAGUUUGUUCAUGUAAGAGCGGAUUCAUUGGAACUCCUCCGACAUGCAGACCAGAGUGCACAAUCAGCACAGAAUGUCCAAGAAGCAAAGCUUGCGUGAAUAAUAAAUGUAUAAAUCCUUGUCAGUCAGCUUGUGGAGAGAACACCAAGUGCCUUGUUGUUAAUCAUAGUCCAAUAUGUACGUGUGCUAAUGGGUAUACUGGAGAUCCAUUUGUUGCUUGCAGUAAAGCUGAGAUAAUAACAUCUGGACCUUCGAAAGAAGAAACUGAUCCUUGCUCACCUAAUCCCUGUGGUCUUAAUUCACAGUGCAAAGUUGUUGGUUCACAGCCAGCUUGCUCUUGCUCACCAAACUUUUUGGGCAGACCACCAAACUGUCGACCUGAAUGUAGAGACAACUCGGAAUGUCCAUCAACAAUGGGAUGUAUUAAUCAACGAUGUAAAAAUCCUUGUCCAGGUGCUUGUGGAGACAUGGCAAGAUGUUCAGUCUUGAAUCAUUCUCCAGUUUGUUCAUGCUCUGAAGGGUACACUGGAGAUCCAAGUACUCAGUGCACACCGAUACUGCCAUCAAUACCCGAACCUGGACCAUCAAAUCCCUGCUUACCAAAUCCUUGUGGACCAAACGCCCAGUGCAGAGAACGUAACGGCGCGGGAGCUUGUGCCUGUCCAGCAGAUUUUAUCGGUGAUCCUUAUGACAGUCGCCGAGGAUGUCAUCGCGAAUGUGAAGUAAAUGAUGACUGUGUUCCACACCUCGCGUGCGUUGGGUUCAAGUGUACUAACCCAUGCCAAGGAACAUGUGGAGCUUUCUCUAUUUGCCAAGUAGAAAAUCACGUGCCUAAAUGUCAAUGUCCACCUGGAUACACUGGAGAUCCAUUCUACGCUUGCAGUGAAGAGCCUAAAGAACUUCCAAUACCUCAAGAUCCUUGUUCUCCAUCACCGUGUGGCCCCAAUAGCAAAUGCCGGACUGUAAAUGGUCAAGCAGUUUGCACAUGUCUACCAGACUACGUUGGAACACCUCCAUCUUGCCGGCCCGAGUGUGUUGUCAAUGCAGAGUGUCCAGUUCAUCUUGCCUGCAUCAACAAAAAGUGCGCAGACCCCUGUCCAAAUACCUGCGGCGUUCGCGCGCAGUGUACGACUAAAAAUCACAAUCCAAUAUGUACAUGUCCUGUUGGAUUGACUGGAGAUCCAUUUAUACUUUGCACCCAGCAGACUGCAGUAGAAGUAACGUCGACAGCAAGGCCGCCUUCUUGUACACCAUCUCCAUGUGGUCCUAACUCACAGUGUCAAAUAGUUUUUGGUAAUCCAGCUUGCUCAUGUCUUCCUAACUAUGUUGGAGUGCCACCUGAAUGUCGACCUGAGUGCAUCAUCAGUUCAGAGUGCAAGAGUCAUCUAGCUUGUGUUAAUCAACGGUGCCAAGAUCCCUGUGCUGGUUCUUGCGGUUUCAAUGCGCAAUGUCAUGUCUUGAAUCACAUACCAGUUUGCACAUGCAUGCAAGGAUUCACUGGUGAUCCUUUCACUGAAUGUUCACUCGUGCCACCGAGUACGCAAGCGCCAUUGCAAUCAGAUCCUUGCAGUCCUUCACCGUGUGGACCUAAUGCCAUCUGCAAAGCUGGUGACUGUGAGUGCUUGCCAGAGUACUUUGGAAAUCCUUAUGAAGAGUGUCGACCUGAGUGUGUACUGAACUCUGAAUGUCCUAGAGAUAAAUCGUGUCUUCGUAACAAGUGUGUUGAUCCUUGUCCAGGAAGAUGUGGCCAGAAUGCUGAGUGUGAUGUUGUAAAUCACAUACCAGUUUGCUCUUGUCGUCAAGGACUCAUUGGAGAUCCAUUUGUCAAUUGCAGAGUACAGCCACAGAAACCCGAAGACAGACCAGAUCCUUGUUCACCGUCACCUUGUGGACCUAAUAGCCAGUGUCGCAAUAUUGAUAAUCAUCCAGUCUGUUCCUGUCUCACAGGAUACUUAGGGACACCGCCAUUAUGUCGACUCGAGUGUCUGAUGAGCUCUGAAUGCCCACCAACACGCGCGUGCAUCAGUAAUAAAUGUACCGAUCCAUGUCUUGGUUCCUGCGGUCUCAGUGCGCGAUGUGAAGUCAUAAAUCACUCGCCAAUCUGCAGUUGUCCACCUGGACAAACUGGGGAUCCAUUUAGAAGCUGCUACGAAAUUCCUGUACAACCUAAAGUGCCAGAAGAUCCUUGCUCACCAUCACCAUGUGGCCCGAAUGCUCAAUGUCAAAACAUCAAUGGAAUUCCUUCAUGCUCAUGCUUACCAAAUUACAUCGGAUCUCCGCCUUCAUGCCGACCAGAGUGUCUGAUCAACCCAGACUGUCCUUCAAAUCAAGCUUGCAUCAACUCUCGCUGCGUGGAUCCAUGUCCAGGAUCCUGCGGAGACUUCGCUGAGUGUCGAGUCAUAAAUCACGCAGUCACCUGCAGCUGCACAAGCGGUUACACAGGCAAUCCAUUUGUCCAAUGUAUGAUUGAACAAGAAGAAACGAUCAACCCAUGCGAGCCAUCACCUUGUGGACCCAAUGCGAUCUGCCAGCAACGAGACAACGCAGGCGCUUGUGUUUGUAUUGAUGAUUAUCGUGGCAAUCCUUACGAAGGCUGUCAACCAGAAUGUAUUCUCAGCUCCGAUUGUCCAACGAACAAAGCUUGCGAGAGAAAUAAAUGCCAAGAUCCAUGUCCUGGAGUCUGUGGUACUCAAGCUCAGUGCUCAGUUAUUAACCACAUACCAACUUGCACAUGCUUGCCAGGAUUUAUUGGUGAUCCUUUCACUUCCUGUACACUUCAGCAAGAAUCAACUACUCCAGGAGUGAGUCUAGAUCCAUGCAAUCCAUCUCCAUGUGGUCCCAACAGCCUCUGUCGCACGGUAAACAGUCAAGCUGUGUGUACAUGUCAAGCUAAUUACGUCGGAGCGCCACCAAACUGUCGACCAGAGUGUGUAGUAAACACAGAAUGCCCUCAGAAUCGCGCGUGUUAUAAAUACAAAUGCAAUGACCCGUGUCCAGGAACCUGUGGACUUGGAGCAGACUGCCGUGUCAUCAAUCACAAUCCUCUGUGCAGUUGUCCAGCUGGUACUACUGGUGAUCCAUUCUCUCGAUGCUACCAAGCUGUCGAAGUUCCACCAACAAGACCCAGUGAUCCGUGUGUUCCAAAUCCAUGCGGACUUAAUGCCGAGUGCCGAAGAGUUGGUGACCAAGCUGCUUGUUCCUGUCUGAAUAAUUACAUCGGGUCGCCUCCAAACUGUCGACCCGAGUGCGUUGUCAACACAGAUUGUCCUUCAACUCAAGCCUGUAUUUCUGAAAAGUGUCGCGAUCCUUGUAUCGGAUCUUGUGGACAAGAUGCUGAAUGCCGAGUACAAAAUCACAUCCCCACGUGUCUCUGUCGCGAAGGUUUUACUGGAGAUGCAUUCACACUUUGCUCCCAGAUCAUCGAACAACCGAAGCAGCCAGAAGAUCCUUGCAACCCGUCACCAUGUGGAGCGAACGCUCUCUGCAAUGCAGGAGUCUGCACAUGUUUGCCUGACUACCAAGGCGAUCCUUACAGUUUCUGUCGUCCAGAGUGCACGAUGAACUCCGAUUGUCAACGAGUUAACUCCUGUAUUAACCAACGCUGUGUUGACCCAUGUCCCGGAACCUGUGGCACUGACGCACGCUGUGAUGUAGUAAAUCAUAUUCCAAUGUGCAGUUGUCCACCAGGUAGCACAGGAAAUCCAUUCUCAGCAUGCAGACCCUUCAAGCAAGAAGACACACCAAAGCAACCGUGCUCUCCAUCACCUUGUGGAUCCAACAGCAUUUGUCGAGUAGUUGAAGAUCAUGCCGUCUGUUCAUGCUCACCAGGAUUCUUCGGAAGUCCACCAGCUUGUAGACCCGAGUGUGUCACCAGUGCUGAGUGUCCUUUAACCCGUGCUUGUUUGAACAACAAGUGUCAAGAUCCUUGUCCUGGUACUUGUGGACAAAACGCUAAAUGCCAAGUCGUCAAUCACAAUCCGAUUUGCAGCUGCUUGGAAGGCAAUACUGGUGAUCCUUUCACUAGAUGUUACUUAUUAUCAGUGGAGAUACCUACGGAACCAGUUGAUCCUUGCCAGCCAUCACCUUGCGGUCCUAAUUCCGAGUGCAAUGUCCGUGGUGAGAGUCCAGCAUGUUCUUGUGCUCAAAACUACAUCGGUGUGCCACCAAACUGUCGACCUGAGUGCACAAUAAAUCCAGAAUGUGCUUCACACCUCGCUUGUAUCCAACAGAAAUGCCGUGACCCGUGCGCGGGUCUCUGCGGUAUCGGUGCAAGUUGUUCAGUUGUUAAUCAUCACGCAGUCUGCGCAUGUCCUGAAGGAUUCACUGGCGAUCCAUUCAGCAACUGUAUUCCUGCUCCUAAGGAGCCCCCGAUGGAGAUGAGAAGACCCUGCUCACCGUCACCCUGCGGCGCCAAUGCAGUGUGUCGUGAACAAAACGGCAUUGGAUCCUGCUCAUGUCUGCCUGAUUACUUCGGUGACCCUUACGAAGGCUGCAGACCUGAAUGUGUUAUCAACUCUGACUGUCCCACGAACCGCGCGUGCAUCCGGACUAAAUGUCAAGACCCGUGUCCUGGUACCUGUGGUCCCAAUGCCCAGUGCCAGACAAUAAACCAUCUAGCUUCCUGUACCUGUGCGAUAGGUUUCUCUGGUGAUCCGUUCCGGUACUGCAGCCCUGCGCCUUUGAUAACUCAGCCAUCGAUUACCGAACUUUGCUCACCCAGUCCCUGUGGACCUAACAGCCAGUGUCGGGUUAUCAAUAACCAGGCCGUCUGUUCCUGUCUCUCUGAAUACAUCGGUACUCCACCUGGUUGCCGACCCGAGUGCACUAUCAGCACAGAGUGUCCUCGCAACCGCGCCUGUGUUAACAGAAAAUGCGUUAAUCCAUGCCCAAAACCAUGUGGAAGAAAUACUGAUUGCAUUGUUCUGAACCACAGUCCCAUUUGUUCCUGCAGAAAUGGAUUUACUGGUGACCCAUUCACUUCAUGUUUUACUGCUCCACCCCCAAGCCCAGUUGAACCCCAGAACCCGUGUGUGCCAUCACCAUGUGGACCCAACUCCGUCUGCCGUGACUCUAAUGGACCCUCUUGCUCAUGCUUGCCUUCUUACGUCGGUUCUCCACCCAACUGCAGACCUGAAUGUACAAUAAGCGCCGAUUGUCCUACCAAUCAAGCUUGCAUGCGUUCAAAGUGCCGCGAUCCUUGUCCUGGAUCCUGCGGCAUUCAAGCGCGUUGUGAGGUCGUUAACCACACGCCCGUCUGUACUUGUCCCGAAGGAUUUACUGGUGACCCAUUCAGCAGUUGUGUUAUUCAACCACAAAUGGAUCCAAUACCUACAGACCCAUGUAAUCCCUCACCCUGUGGAUCAAACGCUCAGUGCCAGCGAGGAAUCUGCACCUGUUUACCUGAAUACCAAGGAGACCCGUACUUUGGAUGUAGACCCGAGUGUGUUCUCAACACAGAUUGUCCUCAAGACCGUGCUUGCAUUCGCAACAAAUGCAAAGAUCCCUGUCCAGGAACUUGUGGGCAAAAUGCUGCCUGUAAUGUUUAUAAUCACAUUCCUAUGUGCACUUGUCCUUCAGGAAUGUCAGGAAAUGCUUUCUUUAAUUGCAAACCUAUAAGAGCAUCUGAACCAGUUGCUCCUUGUACGCCAACACCUUGCGGCGCUAAUGCAGUUUGUAAAGCAUCUGGUUCUGCUGGUUCCUGUUCAUGUUUACCAGACUAUCUUGGCAAUCCUUACGAAGGCUGUAGACCUGAGUGCAUCGUCAACUCAGACUGUGCUCCCAGCAUGGCUUGUACGCGGUCGAAGUGUGUGGAUCCAUGUCCUGGCGCCUGUGGACAAAAUUCCAUGUGUCAAGUUAUCAAUCAUUCGCCAACUUGCACCUGUUUAUCUGGAUUUACUGGCGAUCCUUCGCGAUACUGCUCACCUGUACCUUUAAUCACAGCAGAAACAGCAAGAGAACCUUGUAGUCCAUCACCAUGUGGUCCUAAUAGUCAAUGUAGAAAUGUCAACAACCAAGCUGUCUGUUCAUGUCUUCCUACCUACCUCGGUGCACCUCCAAACUGUCGUCCCGAAUGUCUAGUGUCCUCAGAAUGUCCUUCUAACCGCGCGUGCAUUAAUCAGAAGUGCGUGGACCCUUGUCCUAAUUCCUGUGGCCAAAAUGCACUCUGUCGGGUUAUUAAUCACAGUCCUAUUUGUAAUUGUCGACCUGGAUAUACUGGAGAUCCAUUCACACGUUGUUUCUUCAUUGAAGCUACCGUGACCUCAGUACCUGAAAAUCGUGAUCCCUGUGUACCUUCACCCUGCGGAGCCAACUCUAUAUGCCGAGCUAUUGGCACCACUCCCUCGUGUUCUUGCCAACCUAAUUACAUGGGAUCACCGCCCAAUUGUCGACCCGAGUGUACUAUAAAUCAAGAGUGUACCAGCAUUAAAGCCUGCAUGCGUGAACGCUGUAUGGAUCCUUGUCCUGGAUCCUGCGGUUUUAACGCAGAGUGUGUUGUUAUCAAUCAUACUCCGGUCUGUACAUGUCGGGAAGGAUUCACCGGUGAUCCUUUCUCUGAAUGUCGACCUAAGCCAGUUGAAAUUGCUCCUGUUAAUACUGACCCAUGUAACCCGUCACCUUGCGGGCCGAAUACUAGAUGUGACAAUGCUCAGUGUUCUUGUCUUCCCGAGUACUUCGGAGACCCAACAAUCGGCUGUAGACCCGAGUGUGUUCUAAAUGACGACUGUUCAAGAAAUUUAGCUUGCGUUAAAAACAAAUGCCGAGAUCCUUGUCUAGGAACUUGUGGGCAAAGUGCUGUCUGUAACGUUUUCAAUCACAUCCCGAUGUGUAGCUGUCCUGCAGGAAUGUCAGGAAAUGCUUUCGUUGUUUGUUCUCCUGCUCUUGCGCCUCAAGUAACUGAUCCAUGUAACCCGUCUCCUUGUGGCCCGAACAGCAGAUGCCGUCAAAGUAACGGUCAUGCUACCUGUUCAUGUAUCACUGGCUACAUUGGAAGUCCGCCUAGUUGUAGACCAGAGUGUGCUGUUUCCUCAGAUUGUCCUUUGAAUGAAGCUUGUAGUAAUCAAAAAUGUAGAGAUCCAUGUCUAGGUACUUGUGGGCUCCAAGCAACUUGUAAUGUUAUAAAUCAUAAUCCCAUAUGCAGUUGCGCUUCAACGAUGACCGGAGAUCCGUUUAUUCAAUGCCAGAUUAUUCCUGAAAGACCACCAGUGCCAGUUAAUCCAUGCCAACCAUCACCUUGUGGUCCAAAUGCCGAGUGCCGGGUAGUUAAUGACUCGCCUUCUUGUUCCUGUCUGCCUCAAUUUACUGGUACUCCGCCAAAUUGUCGACCUGAGUGUAUUAGCAACAGUGAAUGUUCUAAUCAUCUCGCGUGUAUUAAUCAGAAAUGUCGGGAUCCAUGUCCUGGUUCUUGUGGAACCAGUGCCGAAUGCCGAGUUGUCAGUCAUACGCCGAUGUGUGUCUGUACGACCGGAUUUACUGGUGAUCCUUUCACUCAAUGCACUCCAGCACAAUUUGAUGAGCCAGUUGUAACGAACCCUUGCUCUCCAUCUCCUUGCGGUUCUAAUGCCGAGUGUCGAGUCCAACAGAAUGCUGGAGCAUGUUCAUGCUUCCCUGGAUACAUUGGUAACCCCUACGAAGGAUGUAGGCCUGAGUGUGUAUUAAAUUCAGACUGCGCAGCAAAUCUCGCGUGCAUUAAUUCGAAAUGUAGAGACCCCUGUCCUGGUACUUGUGGGCAGAACGCUCUUUGCCAAGUUAUUAAUCACUUGCCUACAUGCUCGUGCAUUGAAAGAUAUACUGGAGAUCCUUUCAGAUACUGUAAUAUAAUUUUACAAACAGAAUCAACAAUGAGUGAUGUACCAAGAGAUCCAUGUUUCCCAUCACCAUGUGGACCGAACUCCCAGUGCAGAAAUGCUAACGGCAGUCCAGCUUGCUCGUGUUCAACAGGUUACAGUGGAAGUCCACCAAACUGUCGUCCCGAGUGUGUCAUAAAUUCAGAAUGUCCAAGCGAUCGCGCUUGCAUGAAUGAAAAAUGUCGGGAUCCCUGUCCCGGUUCUUGUGGACAGAACGCCAUGUGCACAGUUUACAAUCACGUUCCAGUUUGCUCAUGUAUAGAAAGCUACACCGGUGAUCCCUUUACCGGGUGCUUUUACCAACAAGCGACCGAAACCGUUGUCACUGAUCCUUGCAAUCCAUCACCGUGUGGUCCCAAUGCUCAGUGUAGCAACGGCGCCUGCUCAUGUCUGCCCAAUUACUUCGGUGACGCCAAUUACGGCUGUAGACCCGAGUGCGUUUUGAAUAAUGAUUGUUCCCCGGAUAGAGCUUGCGUGCGAAACAAGUGCGUGGACCCGUGUCCUGGCACUUGUGGGCAAAACGCACAGUGUAAUGUUUUUAAUCACAUUCCCAUGUGUACUUGUCUUGCCGGAAUGGCUGGCAAUGCUCUAGUAUCCUGUCAACCAGUCCAAGCUCCAUCACAAACAAGACCAUGUAGUCCCUCACCCUGUGGUCCCAACAGCAUUUGCCGUCCAGUAAACGGUCAGUCCGUGUGUACCUGUGCACCAGAAUACUUAGGAAGUCCACCCACAUGUCGCCCUCAGUGUCUAGUCAGUUCUGAUUGUCCUCGAAACGAGGCGUGUACUAAUCAACGGUGUCGUGACCCUUGUCCUGGCACCUGCGGCUUGGAAGCGCAGUGCCAGGUCAUAAACCACAACCCCAUUUGCUCUUGCCGUGAUGGUUUUACUGGAGAUCCAUUCACUCGUUGCAUGUUAAUCCAAAAUAUCCCAGCUUCGCCACCAGAAAAUCCCUGCCAACCAUCACCUUGCGGCAUGAAUGCCGAGUGUCGUGUAAUAAACGAUUCCCCGUCUUGUUCCUGCCUAUCUGAAUUCAUAGGCUCGCCACCCAACUGCCGUCCCGAGUGCAUAAGCAACUCAGAGUGUCCCAGCAAUGAGGCGUGUGUCAAUCGAAGGUGUCGAGACCCUUGUCCAGGUUCUUGUGGCAUCAAUACUCAAUGCCGAGUAGUUAGUCACACUCCGAUGUGUGUUUGUCUAGCGGGACAAACUGGUGACCCUUUUACCGGUUGUCAGCCAGUCUCAUCAACACAAACGCCCGAAAAUUCACAAUCGCCCUGUGUACCCUCACCCUGCGGUGCCAACGCCGUCUGCAAAGAGUCCAAUGGCGCGGGUUCAUGUUCCUGUCUGGCUGACUACAUCGGGAAUCCAUACGAAGGCUGUAGACCCGAGUGUGUUAUUGACUCCGACUGCCCGUCCUACCAGAGUUGCUCUAGAUCCAAGUGCCGAGACCCUUGUCCUGGUGCUUGUGGCCAGAAUGCCGAGUGCAUUGCUAUCAAUCACUCACCCUCUUGUACCUGUCGUCCAGCGUUCACUGGUGACCCGUUUACUUACUGCACCCUGUUACAGACCAAUCCCAUAGACGUCGAUAGACCAAGAGAACCUUGUAACCCAUCACCCUGUGGACCCAAUAGCCAAUGCCGGGUGAAUAAUGGACAAGCAGUAUGUACUUGUUUGCCAAACUACAUUGGUAGCCCACCAGGAUGCCGUCCCGAGUGUGUCGCCUCCUCCGAAUGUCCCUCCCAGCUGGCUUGCAUCAACCAAAAAUGCGAGAACCCAUGUCCCGCACCCUGUGGACUUAAUACCAAGUGUGUCGUCGUUAACCACAGUCCAAUUUGCAGUUGUAUGUCGGGAUACAGCGGCGACCCAUUCACCCGAUGUACUCUCAUACCACCACCAACUGAGUCAGUUAAUGAUGUACCCAGAGACCCAUGUGCCCCCUCACCUUGUGGAAGUUUCUCGUACUGUCGUAAUAUCGGUGGAUCACCAGCUUGCACAUGUCAGGAAGGCUACAUAGGCCAACCUCCUAAUUGUAGGCCUGAAUGUUCUAUCAAUUCGGAGUGUCCAAGUAACGAAGCUUGCAUCAACGAAAAAUGUCGGGACCCUUGUCCAGGAUCGUGUGGGUUCAGUGCGAUGUGCGCUGUUUCGAAUCAUAUACCAAUUUGUACAUGUCCUGAAGGAUUUACUGGAGAUCCGUUUACUAGUUGCAAUGUCCAGCCAGUUAAACAACCCGACGAGCCGCUAGACAAAUGUAAUCCGUCGCCAUGUGGAACCAACGCUCAGUGCAAUGAUGGCCAGUGCACGUGUCUGCCUGAAUUCCAAGGAAAUCCUUACACUGGAUGUCGACCUGAGUGCGUACUCAAUUCAGACUGUCCGCGAGACCGCGCGUGCUGGAGAAAUAAAUGCAGAGACCCUUGUCCGGGAGCUUGUGCUACAAAUGCUAACUGCGCCGUCAUAAAUCACGUGCCGAUGUGCAGCUGCCCUCAGGGAAUGACUGGUAAUGCAUUUAGUCAGUGUCUGCCAAUCCAGGCUUCAGUGCCAACUAAUCCUUGUAGUCCUUCGCCUUGUGGAGCCAACAGUGAGUGUAGAGUCAUCAAUGGCCAGGCAGUUUGCUCAUGUAUACGUGGAUACUUAGGAAGUCCGCCGACAUGCAGGCCUGAGUGUAUCGUCAGUACGGAUUGUCCACCUAAUGAAGCCUGCUUCAACCAAAAGUGUCGCGAUCCUUGUCAAGGUACUUGUGGAGUCGGAGCAACGUGUCAAGUUAUCAAUCACAAUCCCAUAUGUAGCUGUCUGCCAAGAUUUUCUGGAGAUCCGUUCAUCAGAUGUACUCCAGUCCAAGAAGACACUCCGGUGACUCAGAGUCCAUGUCAACCAUCUCCAUGUGGACCUAAUGCUCAGUGCCAAGUGGUUAACAAUUCUCCAUCGUGUUCAUGUCUCGCAGAAUUCACUGGCUCGCCACCAAACUGUCGACCUGAGUGCGUAAGCAACAGUGAGUGUCCAUCAAACUUGGCUUGUAUCAAUCAAAAAUGUAAAGACCCUUGCGUUGGAUCUUGUGGAGCUAGCGCGGACUGUCAUGUCGUUAGUCAUACACCGAUGUGUGUUUGCAUGACAGGAUUUACCGGUGAUCCAUUCACUCAGUGUCUUUUACAACAAACUCCACCAUCAGCAGUACCAGAAAGUCCUUGUACUCCGUCACCAUGUGGACCUAACGCAGUUUGCAAAGAGCAGAAUGGCGCUGGAUCUUGUUCAUGUUUGCCAGAGUACACAGGAAAUCCUUACGAAGGCUGCAGACCUGAGUGUCUCGUUAAUUCAGACUGCGCAUCGAACAUGGCUUGCAUAAGAUCCAAGUGUCGGGAUCCUUGUCCAGGUACUUGUGGUAUGAAUGCCGAGUGCCGAGUGAUGUAUCAUCUUCCACAGUGUUCCUGCUUCCAAGGAUACACUGGCGAUCCAUUUAGCUACUGCAAUGUCAUCCAGGAUGAGCAGCCAAGUACCAAAGAUCCUUGCAGUCCAUCUCCUUGUGGACCUAACAGUCAAUGCCGAGUAAUUAAUAGUCAGCCAGUGUGCACUUGCUUGCCUGAAUACAUCGGCAGUCCACCAGGAUGUCGACCUGAGUGUACAGGAAGUUCAGAGUGUCCAACAAAUCGAGCUUGCGUCAAUAGAAAGUGCGCAGAUCCUUGUCCAGGUACUUGUGGAUUUAACACAAGAUGUGAAACAAUCAAUCAUAGUCCGAUUUGCUCAUGCCAAGCUGGAUAUACCGGAGAUCCUUUCGUAAAUUGUUUCGAAAUGAUGACACCUAUUCCUAUGCCAAACCAGCCGUCGUACGUCAAUCCUUGUGUGCCUUCACCAUGUGGACCCAAUUCAGAGUGCCGUGACAUCAAUGGCCAGGCCUCGUGCGCUUGUCUCUCCGGAUUCAAUGGAUCUCCACCAAACUGCCGACCCGAGUGUGUAAUAAAUCCAGACUGCGCAAGUAAUCAAGCUUGUCUGCAAUCUAAAUGCCGUGACCCAUGUCCAGGAUCUUGUGGAGUCGGCGCCACAUGUUCGGUAGUUAAUCACACGCCAAUUUGUACUUGUCCUGAAGGAUUCACUGGUGAUCCGUUUACUCGUUGCUCUCCAAGACUUCAGACACCACCAGAACAAACGCCGUCGCCUUGCAGUCGAUGUGGAUCCAACACUCAGUGCAUCAAUGAUCAGUGCGUGUGCUUACCUGAAUUCCGCGGCGAUCCUUACACAGGUUGUAGACCAGAAUGCGUUUUGAACCCAGACUGUCCUAGAGACAGAGCUUGCAUAAGAAAUAAGUGUCGGGAUCCUUGUGCUGGAACUUGCGGACAAAAUGCGCUUUGCAGUGUUGUAAAUCACGUUCCAGUCUGCACAUGUCCUUCAGGAAUGGCAGGUAAUGCUUUCGUGAGCUGCUCACCUGUACAAGUGCCUCAAGAAACUGAUCCAUGCAACCCAUCACCUUGCGGGUCCAACAGUCAGUGUCGCAAGAUCAACAACCAGGCAGUUUGUUCUUGCAUACCUGGAUACUUAGGUGCUCCACCAAAUUGUCGACCAGAAUGUGUUAUCAGCUCGGACUGCACUGCCAACAUGGCUUGCAGCAAUCAAAAGUGUAUAGAUCCAUGUCCAGGUACUUGCGGCAUUCGUGCGCAGUGUAACGUCGUCAAUCAUAACCCAAUAUGUAGUUGUCUUGCUGACUUGACUGGAGAUCCAUUCGUAAUGUGUACGCCGAUUCCUCAAGAACCAGAAGCACCCAAAAAUCCAUGCCAGCCAUCACCAUGUGGUCCUAAUGCUUUCUGUCAAGUGAUCAACAACUCACCCUCGUGCUCUUGUCUGCCAGAAUUCACUGGCAUUCCACCAAACUGUAGACCAGAGUGCGUAAGUAACAGUGAGUGUUCAACAAACUUGGCCUGUAUCAAUCAGAAAUGUCGGGACCCAUGUCCUGGAUCUUGUGGAGCUAAUGCAGAAUGUCGUGUCAUCAGUCAUACGCCUAUGUGUGUCUGCAUGCCAGGAUUCACUGGUGAUCCAUUUACUCAGUGUUCAAUCAAACAAAUGGACCCGUUACCUGGAGUCCAAGCAACGCCAUGUGUUCCUUCGCCAUGUGGCAGCAACGCCGUUUGUCGGGAACAAAAUGGAGCAGGUGCUUGCUCUUGUCAACAAGAUUACAUUGGCAAUCCUUAUGAAGGCUGCAGGCCUGAGUGUACCGUAAACUCAGACUGUACAUCAGAUCGUGCAUGUAUUAGAUCGAAAUGUCAGAAUCCGUGUCCAGGAACUUGUGGACAGAAUGCAAUUUGUCAAGUAGUCGACCAUCGGCCGUCUUGUACAUGUCAGUCAGGUUACAGUGGAGAUCCAUUUAGAUUCUGCAGCGUUGUGCAAGACCCACCAACACCAGAUGUCGCUAGACCAUGUGAUCCAUCUCCGUGCGGACCUAACAGUCAAUGUCGUGAAAAUAACGGCCAGGCAAUUUGCUCAUGUUCUCCAACAUUCGUCGGCACGCCGCCUUACUGUCGUCCCGAGUGCUCAGUCAGCUCAGAGUGUCCUCUAAACCGCGCGUGCAUCAACAACAAGUGCGUGGACCCAUGUCCUGGAAUAUGCGGUGUCAAUGCUAAAUGUAAUGUCAUCAAUCACAGUCCGUUCUGUAGCUGUAAUGCCGGACUAACUGGAGAUCCAUUUAUAAAAUGUUUCGACGCACCAGUUGCUCCUGAAAGCAAACCAUCAACUAAUCCAUGUCUUCCAUCACCUUGUGGGCCAUUUUCCAUGUGCCGCGAUAUUGGAGGCAUUCCGUCAUGUUCCUGCGAAGCUUCUUACGUCGGAUCGCCACCAAACUGUCGACCAGAGUGUACCAUCAACUCAGAAUGUGUCAGCAAUCUUGCUUGUCUUCGCUUCAAGUGUCGAGAUCCAUGUCCAGGUUCAUGUGGAAUCGACGCUCAGUGCAGUGUAAUAAACCAUACGCCAGUUUGCACAUGUCCUGAAGGAUUCACAGGUGACCCAUUCACCAGUUGCACUUUCAAACAACCGGUUCAAGACGUCGUACCAGCAAAUCCAUGUGAUCCUUCUCCUUGUGGAGCAAAUACUCAAUGCCGUGACGGUAUCUGUACAUGUCUACCAGAAUAUCACGGAGAUCCUCACUACGGAUGCCGACCAGAGUGUGUCCAGAAUCCAGAUUGUCCAUCAAACAAAGCAUGUAUUCGCAAUAAGUGUGCUGACCCUUGUCCAGGAGUCUGCGGUGCUAACGCUGAAUGCAACGUAGUUCAGCACAUUCCGAUGUGCAGUUGUCCUGCUGGAACAACUGGAAAUGCGUUCGCUAACUGCAUAACUGCCAUCGAGCCAACAGUGACCAAUCCAUGUGACCCGUCACCUUGUGGUCCAAAUAGUCGUUGCCAGCAGACAAAUGGUCAAGCCGUGUGUUCCUGUGUCCUAGGAUUCAUUGGUCAUCCACCAGCAUGUAGACCAGAGUGUGUCAGCAACAGCGAGUGUUCUCUGAACGAAGCCUGUGUGAAUCAAAAAUGCCUUGACCCCUGUCCUGGAUCUUGUGGAGUAUCAGCGCGCUGUCAAGUGGUAAAUCACAAUCCUAUAUGCAGUUGUCCUUCUUCUUUCACUGGAGAUCCAUUCAUCAGAUGUACUCCCAUGCAAGAAAGACCUGCGGAUACACAGAAUCCUUGUCAACCAUCUCCAUGCGGAGCUAAUGCUCAGUGUCAAGUUAUCAACAAUUCGCCUUCCUGCUCAUGCUUACCAGAAUAUCUUGGAUCGCCUCCAAACUGUCGUCCGGAGUGUGUCAGCAAUGGAGAAUGUCCUAGUCACCAAGCUUGUAUCAACAGAAAAUGCCAAGACCCUUGUCGCGGAUCAUGUGGGCAGAAUGCCGAAUGCUUUGUUAUCAAUCAUACGCCAACUUGCAGCUGUAUGAAUGGAUUUACUGGUGAUCCGUUUGCUCAAUGUGCCACGAUACCGCCUCAGCAACCGGAGUCAUCACGUCAGCCUUGUGUGCCAUCACCCUGCGGUUCAAAUGCCAUCUGUCGGGAACAAAACGGUGCCGGGUCUUGUAGCUGUAUGCAAGAUUACAUUGGAAACCCUUACCAAGGAUGUAGACCCGAAUGUACUGUCAACACAGAUUGUCCAGCAAACUUGGCAUGCAUAAGAUCUAAAUGUCAAGAUCCAUGUCCGGGAACAUGUGGACAGAAUGCCAAUUGUCAAGUAGUCUCGCAUUUGCCUUCUUGUACAUGCAACCCAGGGUAUACUGGCAAUCCGUUCAGCUGGUGCAACCAGUUCCAGCCAGAAAAAGAUCCUGUUGUUAAUGAUAAUCCAUGCAGCCCUUCACCUUGUGGACCAAACAGCCGCUGCCAGGUCAACAAUGGCCAAGCAAUCUGUUCAUGUGAAGCUCAAUUCAUUGGAAGUCCACCAAACUGCCGUCCCGAGUGUACGAUAAGCUCUGAGUGUGCAGCUAGUCUUGCGUGUGUAAAUCAAAAGUGCAAAGAUCCUUGUCCUGGUACCUGUGGUACCAAUGCUCAAUGUAGAGUAAUUAAUCAUAGUCCGAUAUGUAGUUGUAAAACUGGAACAAGUGGAGAUCCCUUCGUCCAGUGUUUCGCUGUUGUUCUCCCAGAUCUCCAGCCGAUAGAUCCAUGCAAUCCGUCACCUUGUGGACCCAAUUCAGUAUGCCGAGCUAUUGGUGACAGUCCAUCGUGUGCGUGUGUCAAUAAUUACAUCGGCUCGCCGCCAAACUGCCGACCGGAGUGUACAAUUAACCCGGACUGUACCAGCGACAAAGCCUGCAUGAGAGAAAGGUGCCGAGAUCCUUGCCCAGGAUCAUGUGGACUCUAUGCCCAGUGCAAUGUCGUCAAUCACACACCAGUUUGCACAUGUCCUGAAGGGUUCACUGGAGACCCAUUCACCAGAUGUUCUCCAGCUCCACCACCAACUCCUUUAGUUCCGGAAGAUCCUUGCAAUCCAUCGCCAUGUGGUCCCAAUGCUCAGUGUCGCAACGGACAGUGCUCGUGUCUUCCCGAGUAUCAGGGAGACCCUUACGCUGGGUGUAGACCCGAGUGUGUUGUCAACGAAGACUGUUCUCGUACUCAAGCCUGCAUCAAUCAGAAAUGCCGCGACCCUUGUUCAGGAGUUUGUGGAAUUAACGCUGAGUGUAAUGUAGUAAAUCACUUGCCUAUGUGUAGCUGUCCAGUUGGAAUGUCAGGCAAUGCUUUUAUUCAGUGUUCAGUAGUCCAAGACUCUCCAGUUCAAGAUCCAUGCAACCCAUCACCUUGUGGAUCCAACAGUCACUGCCAGACUGUCAACAGUCUCGCGGUAUGCAGCUGCGUCCCAGGUUUCCUUGGAACACCACCUUCAUGUAGACCCGAGUGCGUCGUCAGCGCAGAUUGUCCACGUAAUCGCGCGUGUAAUAAUCAAAAGUGUAUAGAUCCUUGUCCAGGUACUUGUGGACUCAGCGCCGAGUGUCUCGUUAUAAAUCACAAUCCCGUGUGCAGCUGCCCGGCUGGAUUCACUGGAGAUCCAUUCGUCCGUUGCUUACAGACGCCUAAAGACCCAGAACCUACUAUAGAUCCCUGUCAGCCAUCACCUUGUGGACCUAACUCUCAAUGUCGCGUCAUCAACAACAGUCCCUCGUGUUCUUGCAGUCAAGAAUUCAUCGGCAGUCCACCGAAUUGCAGACCCGAGUGCGUCAGCAACAGCGAGUGUUCUUCCCACCUCGCAUGCAUAAAUCAAAAGUGCCGCGACCCGUGUCCAGGAUCCUGUGGAUCCAACACUAAUUGCGCUACAGUCAGUCAUACUCCCAUGUGUUCAUGUGUCUCAGGAUUCACUGGAGAUCCAUUCUCUCAAUGUAAUCUUAUGCCUGCAACUCCCUCGCCUCAGCCUCAGCAAAAUCCCUGUGUGCCAUCACCCUGCGGCGCUAAUGCAAUUUGCCGCGAAACUUAUAAUACAGCAUCCUGUUCCUGUGCCCCAGACUUCUUUGGAAAUCCCUACGAGGGCUGUAGACCCGAGUGCGUUGUUGACAGCGACUGUUCUGCAGAUCGUGCUUGCGUCAGAUCUAAAUGUACUAACCCGUGUCCUGGUACUUGUGGCCAGAACGCCAUGUGCCAGGUUGUAAAUCACUUACCAACUUGUUCAUGUCUGACUGGAUACACUGGAGAUCCAUUCCAGUAUUGCCGACCCGCUGAGCAAAUUCCAACAGAAGUAACCGAUCCAUGCAAUCCCUCACCUUGUGGACCCAACAGUCAGUGCCGAAACCUUAACAAUCGUGCUAGUUGCUCAUGCCUGCCCAAUUACAUCGGCAAUCCACCUGGAUGUCGACCCGAGUGCAUAUCCAGCACCGAAUGCUCCACAUCUCUCGCGUGCAUCAACCAAAAAUGCGCUGAUCCUUGUCCAGGUGUCUGCGGCGUUGACGCGAGAUGUGAAACAAGAAACCAUAGUCCUAUUUGCAGCUGUAGACCUGGACAAACUGGAGAUCCUUUCGUUAAAUGCUUUGACAUGCCACAACCCGACGAAUCAAUAAAACCAGCAAGCCCAUGUGUUCCGUCACCCUGCGGUCCUUUCUCAAUGUGCCAAGACAAUGGAGGCUACCCAGCGUGCUCAUGUCUCCAGAACUACGUCGGUUUCCCACCAAACUGUCGACCGGAGUGUUCAAUAAAUACUGAUUGUAACCGUGACCAAGCAUGUAUCAGAGAAAAGUGUCAAGAUCCUUGUCCAGGGUCUUGUGGUACCCGAGCCCAGUGUAAUGUCGUUAAUCAUACUCCAGUGUGUACCUGUCCCGCAGGGUAUACUGGAGAUCCAUUUACUUCCUGUACCUUACAAAUUUCACCACCUGAACCUCCGGUAGCUAAUGACCCAUGUGACCCUUCACCUUGCGGACCAAACACUCGAUGCCGUGACGGUAUCUGUACAUGUCUAUUAGAGUAUCACGGAGAUCCUUAUUUCGGUUGUCGACCUGAGUGUGUACAGAACUCAGAUUGUCUCUUCAACAAGGCCUGCAGUAACAAUAAAUGUGUUGACCCCUGCCCUGGAAUAUGUGGUCGCAAUGCCGAGUGCAAUGUCGUCAAUCAUAUUCCUAUGUGCAGUUGUAUUGCUAAUUAUGAAGGCGAUCCUUUCACUCUUUGUCAACCUGUCCAACGACCAACUGGUAAUCCAUGCGAACCUUCACCAUGCGGACCCAAUAGCGUAUGCAAGAGCUUCGGAGAGCAGGCUUCGUGCUCAUGUCUCCCAGGGUUCUUUGGCAACCCACCGAGCUGUCGGCCCGAGUGUAUCGUAAGCUCUGACUGUGAGCAAAGUCGCGCGUGCAUCAACCAGCGGUGCCAAGACCCUUGUCCUGGAUCCUGUGGACAAAAUGCCCUCUGUGCUGUCAGAAAUCACAAUCCUAUAUGUAGUUGUCCGCAGAGAUACUCCGGUGAUCCGUUUGCUUACUGUUCUCCUAUGAAAGAACCCGAUGAACCAGUGACUAAUCCGUGCAGUCCCUCGCCCUGCGGAUCCAACGCCCAGUGUACUGUUUCCAACAAUUCGCCCUCUUGCAGUUGCCUACCAAAUUUCGUUGGCUCACCACCCAAUUGUCGGCCAGAGUGUCGGGUUAACAGUGAAUGCCCUACCCAGUUAGCUUGCAUCAACCAGAGAUGCAGAGACCCUUGUCCUGGUUCUUGUGGCAUUAAUGCUCUUUGCCAGGUCACAAGACAUCAACCCUCGUGUUCUUGCCAACAGGGAUUCACUGGUGAUCCCUUCACUCUUUGCUCAUUUAUUACCAAUAAACCAGAGCCAUCAGUACCACCAAGACCAUGCAGUCCAUCACCAUGUGGAGCUAACGCGUACUGUCGCGAACGUUACAACACCGCGGUCUGCGAAUGCUGGCCAGACUACCGAGGAAAUCCAUAUGAAGCUUGUCAUCCAGAGUGUUUAGUAAACACAGACUGUCCAAAUGCUCUAGCAUGUAUACGUACCAAGUGUCAAGACCCUUGUCCAGGUACUUGUGGUAUUGGAGCGACUUGCACAGUUUCUAAUCACGUGCCAGUGUGUUCGUGUCCUCACCCAACAGUUGGCGAUGCUUUUACUCUUUGUCAAACUCCACCGACGAACAAAGUCUCAGAUCCAUGCAACCCGUCGCCUUGUGGACCCAAUACAGUCUGCGAGAACGUUGGGCAACGCGUGGUGUGCAAAUGUCUUCCAGGAUUACAAGGAGAGCCUUCGAGUCUAGCUGGUUGUCAUCCAGAGUGUGUAUUGAGUUCAGAUUGCGCUGGCGACAAGGCUUGUGAGAACAACAGGUGCGUUGAUCCAUGUGCUCGUGGAGUCUGCGGAGCUGGUGCUGUUUGUCGUGCCAUCAACCAUAGUCCAGUUUGCAGUUGUCCUGUUCCGCUGAUGGGCAAUCCGUUUGUCGAGUGCUACGCCAAGAAAGAAGCGGAUCCUUGUAAUCCAUCACCUUGUAACAUAAACGGAGAAUGCCGCGUACGUAAUAACGUCGCGUUCUGCGUCUACCCCGAGUGUCUUAUCAACUCAGACUGUCCGCGAGACCGCGCUUGCUUCUCGCAGAGGUGUCGCGACCCUUGCGUUGGUGUCUGUGGUGUCAACUCAGUUUGUCAGACCAUCAAUCACAAUCCAAUUUGCUCAUGUCCAGCUGGAUUUACUGGUGACCCGCAGAUUCAGUGUAAGAUCACAGCGCUAGAGAUACCAAGACCUGAAUGCACGAGGAACUCGGAAUGUACCAAUGACAAAACUUGCUGGGAACAGAAAUGCGUUGAUCCUUGUACUCUGGGAUCGUGUGGGUACAACAGUAGAUGUCAAGUGCUGCUUCAUCGUGCUGUCUGUGUCUGCAAUGAAGGAACUACCGGCAAUCCUCAACAAUUCUGCAGAGAAAUCGGCUGUCGCAGUGAUCAUGACUGCCCUGUAAGUCAAUCGUGCAUAAAUGAGCAGUGUACUGACACUUGUUCGCUGAUGCAGUGCGGCAUCAAUGCAAUUUGUCAAUCAGAUGGCUACCGCAAGCCUCAGUGUGCCUGUCACGAUGGGUACCAAGGAGAUCCAAACCGACGUUGCGAACGUACUGAAUGUGUUAAAGACACUGAUUGCCCAUCAUUCUUGGCUUGCAAUAACAACAAGUGUACUGAUCCAUGUGCUGGACACUGUCCAACAACUGCGCAAUGUCAAGUUGCUAAUCAUCGAGCAUUCUGUCGCUGCCCACCAGGAUUCAUUGGUGAUGCUUACAAAAAUUGUCUCAAAGAACCAGAAGCGCUGCCGGAAUGUACAGUUGACGCAGAUUGCCCAAGUAAAUUGGCUUGCUUCAGCGGAACUUGUAAAGAUCCUUGCAGAGAAUCACAACCUUGUGUCACCAAUGCUAAGUGUACUGUCGUAGACACUCUGCCAGUAAGAACAAUGAUCUGCGAAUGCGCUCCAAAUUACAUCGGGGAUGCUACAGUAGCAUGUGCGCCAGUAGCUCAGCAAGUAGAGGAAAUCUGUCGGUCAAACGGAGAAUGUCAACUGAACAUGGCUUGUCUUAACAGCCGAUGUGUCAACCCAUGUACCAUCAAUCCUUGUUCAAGUACUGCUGAGUGCCGUGUCGACAACCAUCAGCACACGUGCGUAUGUCCUAAAGGAACAACUGGAGAUCCGUUUGUGAGCUGUCACAGUCAUACGAUAACACUUCCUGAGUGCACGAGCAACUCGGACUGUUCUUACAACCUAGCCUGCAUAAAUCAACGCUGCCAGAAUCCUUGUUCUGGUGACAGAUGUGGGCUGAAUGCGGACUGCAUCACAAUAGGACACCAUCCAACCUGUCACUGUCCUCAAGGCUACGCUGGAGAUCCACAGAAUCAGUGUUUCAAACCCGAGUGCCAAGUGGACAAUGACUGUCCCUAUGACAAGACAUGUAGGAAAGGAUACUGUACUAAUCCGUGUGUAGGUGACGUGAUGUGCGGCCGUGGAGCUGAGUGCACAGUCUCUAGCCAUCGAGCUCACUGCACUUGUCCUCAAGGAACUCAAGGAGACUCCCGAGUCGCCUGUAUAUCAGCGAUAUGUCACUACAAUGAAGAUUGUCCAGAUGAUCAAGCUUGUGACAGACUGAACCGAGUUUGUAGACCAGCUUGCGAUGAUGAAAGCUGCGCGGAAACUGCGACAUGCAUUGCCAGGAACCAUCAGCCCAAGUGUGUCUGUGGACCUGGUACCACUGGAAAUCCUUACGUCGAAUGUCUUGGCAUCCCAGAUGUCCAAGAAGAGUGUCGAGUUGACUCUGAAUGUCCACCACUACUCGCUUGCAUCAACGCGCGCUGUCAAGACCCUUGCGUCCUCUCGGACAUGUGUACACCCGAGCAGCAGUGCCGUGUGCUCAACACAGCUCCUCUGCGCACAAUGAUCUGCGUCUGUCCACCAGAUACUUUCACGGACGCGAAUGGCAAGUGUCAGAAAAUUAUCUGGGCUGAUGUCCAGUGUCAUUCUGACGACGAAUGCGACAAUCAUGAGACUUGUUUCAAUGGAAACUGCGUGGAAGCUUGUUUGACCAUUCGCUGUGGCAUAAACGCUCAGUGCAAGUCAACAUCUCAUAGUGGACUGUGUGUCUGCGCUGCAGAUUUCACUGGCAAUCCUUACAUCGAGUGUUCAGCAACACCACGGAACCCUCUGCCUCCACCACUGCCUGAAUGCUACAGCAACAGCGAGUGCGCUAAUGACAGACAAUGUAUUAAUCUCAAGUGCGUAAAUCCUUGCGCGGCUGGUGAUCCCUGCGGUAGAAAUUCGCUCUGUCAUGUAGAUGAUCACAAUCCGAUUUGCAAGUGUCCUAUUAAUUAUAUGGGAGAUCCAAGGAUCGAGUGCAUACCACCAGCAGUAAUUUUGGGAUGUCUUUCUAACGGAGAAUGUGCUGGUACUGAAGCCUGCGUCAACGGAAGGUGCAUCAAUCCUUGCAACUGUGGACCAAACUCUAACUGUGUCGUUGCUAAUCACUAUCCAUCUUGUGUCUGUCAUCCAGGAUACUCUGGUAAUCCUCAGCUGGGUUGUACCAAGCUCGAGUGCGAGACAACUCAAGACUGUCCUUACGAAGAGGCCUGUCAUACUGGACGAUGUGUGAACCCUUGUCUGCUGGAGAACGAGUGCGUUAUCAACGCAGAAUGCUACGGAAAGAAUCAUCGCAGCGCUUGUCGUUGCGGUCCAGGUUACUUUGGAAACCCGGAAGUACUUUGCGAGCGUGCUGAGUGCACUAGUGACUACGAGUGUCCUCAGAAUCUCGUCUGCGAGAAUAAACGAUGCGUGGAUCCUUGUGUGGAUCGUUCACCGUGCGCGUCGAAUGCCAUCUGCUUUGUCAGAACUCACACGCCUUCAUGUAGAUGUCCGGAGAGCUUGCCAGUCGGUGAUCCAUUUUCGUACUGCGAGAGACGUCCACCGAUCGCUGCUGAAGAACCUGAGUGUCGUAAAGACAUUGACUGUCCGAGCAAACUCGCUUGCAUAAAAGAAACUUGCGUGGAUCCUUGUCAUGUAAUUCGUCCUUGCCUAGAAAACGCACGAUGCGGAGUUCUGGACACUGUACCAGUAAGAACAAUGGUAUGCACAUGUCCAGAUGGAUGGGUAACUGAUCCAGAUGGAGUUUGCCGACAAAUACCAAUCACAUUAGUCGGCGCUUGUACAUCUGACUCCGAGUGUGCCGAUCAGGAAGCUUGCGUCAAUCGACGAUGUCGCGAUCCCUGUAACUGCGGUCGCAAUGCCAAUUGCUUCGUACGUAACCACAAACCCAUAUGUUCCUGUGAGCAAGGAUAUCAGGGUAAUCCAGAGGUCGCUUGUUACUCGGCCGAGUGUCAAGCUGACUCGGAGUGUAUGCCAGACAAGACUUGCAUCAACAACAACUGCGUAAACCCAUGUUUGUUCUCUUCAGACAAGUGUGGAGUAAACGCCGAAUGCUUCCCGAGCAAUCACGCGGCAGAGUGUCGUUGCCGCGAUGGCUACGUAGGAAACCCACGAGACAAGUGCCACGUUAUCGGGUGCUACAGCAACGGAGACUGUCCAAGUGACCUUUCUUGCGUUAAUAAACAGUGUACUAAUCCAUGUCUUCAUGAUAAUCCUUGUUCCGCACGCGCUGAGUGUCAUGUCCGCGGACAUUUGCCCACUUGUAGAUGUCCAACCGGCUAUGAAGGCAAUCCUCUGGUUGAUUGUCGUCUUGCGAUUGAACCAGAGUGCCGAGUCGACGGAGAUUGUCCAUCAUUGUCUGCAUGCUUUAAUCAAAAGUGCCAGAACCCGUGUACUGUCAUCGAGCCAUGUCUGAGACCAUCUGAGUGCCGGGUGCUACCAACUUUGCCCGUCAGGACGAUGGUUUGUGUAUGUCCUCCAGGAUACAUCAGCAGUGGAAGUGGUACCUGUCAACCCACAGCACCAAUCAUUCAAAUCGGCUGCACAAGUGACAGUGAUUGUGCUUCCGACAAGUCUUGUGUCAACGGUAUCUGCAGAGAUCCAUGCGCUUGUGGAAGUAACGCGAUCUGCAAUGUCAUCAACCACAAACCCAUCUGCUCAUGUGUCACUGGCUAUGAUGGAAAUCCUGAGAUCGAUUGUACUCCAGUCACUGGGUGCAGAUCUGACAGUCAAUGCAGUGAAACUCACACGUGCGUUCAAAAUACCUGCGUCCCAGCUUGCUCGCCACUAUUAUCAGCUUGUGCUAAAGGAGCAGAGUGCUAUGGCAUCGAUCAUCAAGCCGUCUGUGAGUGUCCUCCAGGCUACGUUGGUAACCCGAGAGUCUCCUGUAGCCUCCUUGGGUGCCGUACCAACUCAGAUUGUCCCACCAACAAGGCCUGCAUAAAUAAUCGCUGCGAAAAUCCUUGCACCAAGAACCCCUGCACCGGAGAAACAGAAUGCAGCGUCUACAAUCACGCGGUCGAGUGUUCAUGUCCACCAGGUUACGUCGGUAACGUCAGAGAAGGCUGCGAAAAGAUUCCUGGAACCUGUAAACAAGACUACGAGUGUCCUGCGCAGACUGCUUGUUUCGACGGCGAGUGUAUCAACCCAUGUACCAAAAUAGAACCUUGUGGAGUAAAUGCCGAGUGUAAUGUCUUGGAUACUAAGCCCGUAAGAACGAUGAUUUGCGAAUGUAUUCCUGGUUAUCGAGGCAAUGCAGUAAUUCGCUGUGACAAGACUCGCGUCUGCGCUGUAGAAAAGGGCCAGAUAAAAGACCAAAAUGGCAACUGUGUCUGUCCUCCAGGGACAGCUAAAAAUGUCCAAGACAUCUGCGUUCCUUGUCUUCCAGAAAACGGAUUCAAAAUCACUCCAGAUGGAAGAUGCGAGUGUGCACUAGAACGUGGCUUCAUUGUCGACGAUCAUGGCAACUGCGUCUGCUCAACUGAACACGGCUGGAGACUAGACCACGAAGGAAAUUGUAGACUAGUUUCUAUCAUCGAGUGUGCUGAAGAUGACGACUGCGCUGAUGAUAAAUACUGUAGGAAAUCAACUAAAACAUGCGAAGAUCCAUGCCAGCCUUACAAUUGUACCCAGAAUGCUUCGUGCACCGCAACGAGACAUCGCGGAAUAUGCAACUGCAUCAAGGGCUACACUGGCAAUGGGUACACCCACUGCGAGCCUCUCAAACCCAUGGUAGGUCGGACAGACUUCCCGCGACCUGAAAUGGAAGCCAGCUGUUUGUCUGACGGUGUCCAGGUCCAGAUCCACGUUCAAGAUGAAGGAUUCGAGGGCGUGCUGUACGUCAGAGGACGCAGUAAAGAUGAACAGUGUCGGAGAAUUUUGUCUAUUCCCGCUGACAAGAGCGACAGAACCGAGACCUUCAAAGUAAACUUCGGCAGCUGCGGUUUGAUUCACGUAAAUGGCGAAGCCAGCUUCGUUCUUGUCAUACAGAAACAUCCUAAAUUAGUCACUUACAAAGCUCAAGCCUAUCACGUCAGGUGUAUGUAUCAGACGGGCGAGCAGAAUGUCACGUUGGGCUUCAAUGUCUCGAUGCUGACCACUGCUGGUACCAUUGCCAACACCGGACCUCCGCCCACGUGUCUAAUGAAAAUUGUCACGCAGACUGGCAGCGAAAUUCAGUCUGCAGAAAUCGGUGACAAUCUGAUGCUGUCUGUUGAAGUACAGCCCUCGUCAAUUUACGGCGGGUUUGCGAGAAAUUGUGUCGCGAAGACAAUGGAAGACAAUCAAGAAAAUGAAUAUAUUGUUACGGAUGAAAACGGUUGCGCUACUGAUCCAACUAUAUUCGGAGAAUGGGAACAAGAUCAUGAGACUCAGACUUUGACGGCUACUUUCAAUGCUUUCAAGUUCCCGAGCAGCGAUAACAUCAGGUUCCAAUGUAAUAUUAGAGUCUGCUUCGGUAGAUGUCAACCCGUAAAUUGUCGAGGCUACAAUGCAUUUGGACGUAAACGUCGAGAUGUCGGUAAUGAUUACAAUGACACAUCUCUAUCAGUUACUGAAGGAUUUGAUGGUCAACUCAGGGAAGAGAUUACAAUACAAUCAAAUUUGAUACGAACACUUGAGAGACGAGAGGAAAGAUAUACUGCUGAUCCUGCUGAAUCACCAGCAGCGCAGCGAGCUGAAGAUAUUUGCGUAUCAAUGGUCGGUUUCAUAAUAGCACUGGUAAUAACAGCGCUGCUUGCUCUAGUAGCCGUCGCCAUAGCCGUAUCCUGCUGGCUCAUGGCCUACAGACGUCAGCCAAAGACUGCCGGACCACUGCCACAUCCUCCAGAGUUUCCAAACCCUCUUUUCACAACUGAAUCUGUUGCUGAACCUUCACCCGACUAUCACCUCUCAUAAUUCGCUAGUAUUUAAAAAAAAAAAAACAAACAAACAAACAAAUGUUUUUAUACGAAUUAUUUUUAAUAUAACUAUAACUAUAACUAUAAAUAUAAAUAUAUAAAUAAUAAUAAUAAUAAUUACCAAUUUAGAGGAAUGCAUUCCCGACCACUUCGUCCUCACUGGUCGGCAGUGUAUUUCGGAACGCAUUUCCUCCAGUGACUAAUUAGAUUUCUUAUUUUAUUUUAUCUUUCACACGCUUUUAUUUUUUGUUUAAUACUGCGAAGGUGCUUAAUUAGUUAAAAAAAAAAAAAUUAAUUAUAAAAAGCGUGUUGGGGAAUGAUCGAAUUUAGUAAUUCAUGGUGACGGUCUUCGUUCCACUAUCUACUUAUCUCGGAAAAGUUUUACUUUUCCCUCGUGUUUCUAUCUCUAGUCAGUGGAGGACUUGUCUAAUAUAUAUAUAUAAAUAAAGUAAAUAAAUAAAUAAUUAUAGUAAAAUAAGUAAUUAAAAAAUUUAAUUAUAAAUAUAAAUAAAUGUUACGGCGAAUGUAAUUCCUGUGCAAAGUCAAAAUAGUCUAAUAGCUUUUUCAUAAUAAAAAUUAG
Microplitis demolitor is the source of this 43376-nucleotide messenger RNA. RefSeq lists its product as uncharacterized. NCBI's taxonomy places the organism in Eukaryota, Metazoa, Arthropoda, Insecta, Hymenoptera, Braconidae. The record is from RefSeq and is a predicted model, not a curated record. Gene Ontology annotation, molecular function: calcium ion binding. The coding region runs from base 216 to 42794 and encodes 14192 amino acids. The transcript is spliced from 46 exons.